This is a messenger RNA of Trichomonas vaginalis G3, 880 nucleotides long. RefSeq names its product protein of unknown function, DUF4106 family. The record is from RefSeq and is a predicted model, not a curated record. Lineage: Eukaryota; Parabasalia; Trichomonadida; Trichomonadidae. The annotation marks the transcript as partial. The transcript has a single exon.
AUGAAACGCGUAAAAAAUAGAGACGGAACGAAAGAACAAAAGCUUAUGAAUGCGGAUGACGUAGAUAGGGAAAUUGUUGAAAACGGUCUCGGAAUAUAUGAAAUGCCAGCAGAUGAGGUACAAGAAACUCCACAGGAAGAAGUUCAGAUACAACCAGACAUGGAAGAAAUAGUUCAGCAACAACAGCUAGAAGAGCUUGAAGGAAACGAACAAGUCCUUCCUUUGGAAACUAACUUCACAGAACUAGAUGAAGAUUUGGAACAGCCGAAAAAUCUUGACCCUCAACAAGAGUAUGCGGAGAAUAUGGAAUAUUUCCAAGAGUCUAAAAAAAAUUCGGCUGACAUAGUAGAAGAAUAUCGAAAAAUGUUUGCCGACAUACAAAAGACUCCAACACAAGAUGAAAAUAUUCAGCAUAGAAUGGAAGUACUGAAAGAAAAUGUACACAAAUACAACAACCCUUUUUACUUACGAGCAUUUAACGUUCAAUCUUCGGAUGAACUCGGUGAAAAUAAAAGGUUAAAUUUCAAGAAAACAUAUAGAAAUGAAACAUUGUUUAAAGUUCAUUCAGAACCUAGCCAAGAUGGAAACAAACCUACUUUUGUUUCUGCAGACGAUGGAACUACAAUGAGAUGGGGUCAUAAAGCUAAUCCGGAUAGGUGGUUCAUAAACUUACAACCACAAUUCCAAGAAGUUGUAGACGCAAUGGAAGUCAAUGGUGAACGAGAUAUAGCUGGUAUUUUAAGCGCGGCUUUAAUGCCAUUGAAAGAUAUGAAACAUGCAGAUAUUUUGGACCAGUAUGAAAUGAACAUGGCUGAUGGAAAUAUAACACCUGACGUUCUAAAACAUUUAUCUCAAAGAACUACACAGAACCAUAGAGAUG